Messenger RNA from Fusarium verticillioides 7600, 924 nucleotides. RefSeq lists its product as hypothetical. The transcript has a single exon. Lineage: Eukaryota; Fungi; Ascomycota; Sordariomycetes; Hypocreales; Nectriaceae. The record is from RefSeq and is a predicted model, not a curated record. Bases 1 to 924 code for a protein of 307 amino acids.
AUGUUCAAACCGCCCUUUGCGCCAGAACAUUCCUUGCUUCGUGACGAACAGAGCAGCUAUGUACCAGGCUUCCCCCGCGUCCCUCGACAUAACAGGGAUCAGAUCAGGAAGCUGCUCACAUCCGAGUUUUGCUCAGUCGAUCUAGAUCGGGUUUCGGAUAAGCUCUGGUGGAUGUCGAAGCAAGAUAGCACAAAUAUAUGGCCAUUGCAUAGACAGUUACUACAAGGCCGGUCGAUCAUCGUGACAGAGAACCCAAAGCUACAUCUCGUAUGGAUCAACGAUCGUGUUUUCAUCAAGCCUCUUCCACGGUUCAUCGGAUCCCAUGACUUCUGGAGAGAGCAUCUUUGCAGUAGCAAUACGAGCGAAGACGUGCGCAUUCGAAGAGCUGCCUUAGGUUAUUUACGCACAUACUUUCAUCUUAUCCGGCACGAAUCCGACUUUCGCAUCGCCAAAGAUUCUACUCUUUGUCUUAUUCCAGGAGGUAUCUCUUGGGAGCAGUUCUGCGACUUCACCUCUGAUUUUGAUGAGAUCCUGGAUAAGGAUGUUUCCCUACGCUAUGCCUAUGGACAAAUCCGCCUCACUCGCCUGAACUUCUACGCCCCGAUCAUUCUGCACAAGUCAUAUUUCCACAGGGUCGACUUCCAAUACGGACAGUACUUCGCACGCUUCUAUGCACCGAUUUUAUUCGCAAUCGGAAUCACGUCUGUGACAUUGAGUGGACUGCAGGUGGUGGCCUCACUUGAAACAGGUGGCGGUACCAACUGGCAGGGGCUGGCGCUUGGUGUCAGCGUUUUGGCGAUCUUGGUCUCUUUUGGGCUUCUCAUUGGGCUUGGGGUUCUGCUUUCUUGGAAAAUUGCCAAAGAGUGGAAAUUCGCUAUUAAAGAAAGGCGCCGUUUGAUAAAGACUGAACGGGUCGUGGUUUGA